AAUUCCGAAAAGGUUGUCCAUUAAAAUCUUUGCACACCAGUUGGCUCUGCACCAUUUAAAGAUUCUUGGCCCCUUUAUCGCUUCGCUAGUUGUUCUUAUUCUCUUCCCCAGCUCUUCCUCUUCCAUUAUCACCACACAUAUUAUUCCACAGAAAACCAAAAGCAAGAAGAAGAUCAAUUAUGUGGCCUUUGUGGAUAUUAACCACACUUUGUCUUCUAUCCAACAACUUUGUUGUUUCUACGCGUGAGCUCCUACCGACACCGCCAUUGCCACUUCUUCCACUCCCAUCAUUUUCCCAGCUCAAAUGGCAGCAAAGGGAGAUCAUCAUGUUCUUCCACUUCGGAGUCAACACGUUCACCGACUCCGAAUGGGGCACCGGCCACGAAAACCCGGCUAUAUUCGACCCGGUCGGCCUCGACGCAAACCAAUGGGUAAGAACAGCCGUGGAUGCAGGUGUUUCCCUGGUGAUCCUGACCGCAAAACACCAUGACGGCUUCUGCCUGUGGCCUUCCAAAUACACCCGCCAUUCUGUCAGCACUAGUCCUUGGAAAAAUGGCACCGGCGACGUCGUUCAGGAGUUUGUCACCGCCGCGAAGGCCGCCGGCAUUGACGCCGGCCUCUACCUCUCCCCGUGGGAUCGCCAUGACCGGAGAUAUGGCCGGGAUUUACCGUACAAUGAAUACUACUUAGCCCAACUACAAGAGCUACUCAAAAAUUACGGAAGUAUUAGAGAAAUUUGGUUCGAUGGAGCGAAGGGUUCGAACGCGCCAAACAUGUCGUAUUACUUUACGGAUUGGUUCGCUAUGGUGAAGGCGUUACAAGCUUCCAUCAACAUAUUUUCCGACGCCGGUCCGGACGUCCGGUGGGUCGGAGGCGAGACAGGGUCCGCCGGGAGCACGUGCUGGUCCACGAUUAACCGGACCUCGCUAUCAAUCGGAAGUGCAACCAUUGUCGACUAUCUUAACACCGGCGAUCCGAAAGGGACCGAUUGGCUGCCUCCGGAGUGUGAUGUGUCGAUCCGUGCCGGAUGGUUUUGGCAUAAAUCACAGUCCCCGAAGAAGCUAAGUGAGCUACUAGAGAUAUACUAUAGUUCUGUGGGACGAAAUUGUUUGCUACUAUUAAACGUGCCCCCUAAUUCAACUGGCCUUAUUUCUGAAACUGAUGUUCAUAGAUUAAGAGAAUUCAGGUCUGCAAUUGACACAAUUUUUUCCACCAAUUUGGCUGAAAAAUGCUUUAUAAAAGCUAGCAGCCAAAGGGGCGGCAAAGGCGGUGGUUUCGGGCCUGAAAAUGUGCUUGAUGGUGACCACUUGUGGACAUAUUGGGCACCAAGGGAUGAUGAGAAUCUUGAGGAGCAUUGGAUUGAAAUUAGAGGGUUCGGGACCGAGGCCGGCGAAGGGCUGAAAUUUAAUGUGAUUAGGAUUCAGGAAGCGAUCGGGCUCGGUCAAAGGAUCAAACGGCACGAAAUUUACGUGAAUGGCAAGUGCGUCGCCAAAGGGACCACGGUGGGUUACAAGAGGCUUCACAGGCUAGAGGGAGGCAUGGUCCAGGGCCAAGUUGUGAGAAUAAGAGUUAGGGAGUCAAAGGGGGUGCCAUUGAUCUCUUCCAUUGGCCUGCAUUUUGACCCCUUUUGGCACCCAAAACUAAAAGGGCAGCAAUUAACGUGAAUCAAAAGUGAAAAAUGGUGAUCCAAGUACCCCUAAAGAAUAAAUGUGCUCAUGCUCUGCUGAUGGAGCAAUAUUGUCUUAUGCUGAAAAGAUAGACAGAAUAAAAGUAAGUGAAGUCCACAAUAUUGUUCUAUAGGCAUGGACCAUAGCAAAAAUGUUGGGCUUUAUUAGUGAUUUCUUUUUAAUUUCCCCCAUUCCAAAGUUGUUGUAUCUUGAUCAAUAAAUAAAUUGUUUUCUUAUAUUAUAAUAAAAUCCA
This is a messenger RNA of Corylus avellana, 1920 nucleotides long. Its product is annotated as alpha-L-fucosidase 1. Gene Ontology annotation, biological process: glycoside catabolic process; fucose metabolic process. NCBI's taxonomy places the organism in Eukaryota, Viridiplantae, Streptophyta, Magnoliopsida, Fagales, Betulaceae. The record is from RefSeq and is a predicted model, not a curated record. Gene Ontology annotation, cellular component: lysosome. Gene Ontology annotation, molecular function: alpha-L-fucosidase activity.